This is a messenger RNA of Acanthaster planci (crown-of-thorns starfish), 4120 nucleotides long. Its product is annotated as SHC SH2 domain-binding protein 1-like. Lineage: Eukaryota; Metazoa; Echinodermata; Asteroidea; Valvatida; Acanthasteridae. The record is from RefSeq and is a predicted model, not a curated record.
GUAACGAUUGCACGGCAGGCCGGCUGCUUAUGCUUCACGUGGGGUCUCUUUGACAGUGAGGCUAAGUUAAAUCCUUCUCUUCAAUGAUUCAACAUGAGUGGACACCAUACAUGUUCAUAGGGCUAUUGUCAAAAUGUCCUCAGGUGUGUCUGAAAUAUUGGUCUCAGACGAUGUCCAGGACCUCAACAUCCCUGCGAAGAGACAGAAGAUCUGUUACGAUGUCGAUGAUUCAGAUUUUGACAAUCCGCCUGGCGCAAAGAACGGCAAUAAAAGAAGAGACACGACGCCCAUUAAUAAAUGGCGGGAAAUUCAAGAUGUCCACAGGCCCGACGUGUCACCAAACAAAGUUGCGGAAUGCUUGUUUGUUGACAAGAAUGUUCCAAAGCCAGUUAACCAUGUAAAUGAGGAUGACCCAGGCCGCACUGAUGACGACUUCCGACUACCAGCCUUGAAGAUGCCGGAGGUUUUCGAUUUUUCGAGUCUGAGCUACGAAGAUCGGCGUGAUGGCAUCUUGAAGAUUUUGUUGUACCACAAACCACAUCACGACGUCCAGCAAACAUUUGCCUACUAUGUUGCCGAUAACACGUCAGAGCUGAGGGGUUAUCAAGCCGUAUGGCGAUCAGUGGAUCUUGCUUGUGACUUGCUGGUUCAGAUGGAUGUAGUGCUACGGGAGUCGUUUCCAAUCAUGAUGACUGUGGAGAAAGCCGAGCCAUUCUGUUGCCUCCCAGGUUCCACCAGUGUUUCUGUCACGGAGGAACAAGUCAAUUCUUACCUGAAGGAUCACAACUACAAAGUGAAUGUAAUAGAGUUGUUCCCAGUCCAUGUUGACUCUGGCGACAUCGAUGAGGCGGCAUUGGUUGUAGAACACACAAGGUUUUUCUUCACCUACAUAUGGCGUCUCAGUGACGUUUUCAACUUCAUGUAUGGAAUUCGCAAGUUUGUCCAACACCAUUUCCAACCAAGAUUGAAACUAUAUUUUGAUGUCAUGGAGAAAAAUGUCUCCCCUGGACUAACACUCAAGUACCAGAACACUAUAACAGAAUACCAGACAAAGUUCCGAGUGCUCCGCAAAAAGCAAGACUACAUAGAAAAGUAUGAUGAAGUUGGGUACAGUGACACAGACAGUGACAGUGACAAGGAUGUUGACCAUAAUGUUAGCAGAGACAAAGACACAAGUGAAAAGAGUGGGGACAAUAAAAAGGAUGCUGACAGGCAGAAUUGUAACAGUGACAAGGACAAUGGCAAUACAUGUCAUACUGAUAAAGUUAUGGACAGUGACAUACGGGUAGAGAUUGAUGAGCAAGAUCAGGGCAUUUCCAUCGAGAGUGACAAGAACCUAGUCUAUGUGGACAUGGAUGACAGUGACAAACAUAAGGAGGACAUUGACAGUUUUGGUGACAAAGAGCAAAAGAGUGACCAAGGUGAGCUUGGGGACCACAGCAAUAACGGCAAAUGUGGCGACAUCUCCAAAAUGAGGGAUAAUGACCAGGACAGCCAAACCAGUGACCUUCCUACAAAGACGUUGCCUGAGCUAGAAGUCUACAAGAUUGCACAACUGUGGAAGGAUAUUGAGAUUCUGGAAGGAGAUUUGGAAAUGAUGGAGAACCCUGUAAUGAGGCACCUGAUGGAGAUUCCUAGGGGUGACGUGGAAUGGAAGCUGAAGUCGGCUGUGGAGAGUCGUCAAACGCGAUGCCACAAGGAGCCAGUAACACACAUUGUUGCUGAGAAAAUUACUCUUGGCAUGAUGCAGGACCUUCAGCUGCCUGAGGAGACAGUAGUAGAGACGCAUGCCACACCCGCGUCAGCUGUAGCCAGUUGCUAUGACGAUGACACUAUUCUCAUUCUGCCCGGGACCUACCCUGGAGACGGUCUCAAUAGCAUUGUACGGUCUGUCACAAUAAGAGGUAUUGGAGGUCCAGAGGAUGUUGUGAUCGUCAGCAAGUGUCGAGAUCCUGAAGAUGACUUGUUUGUAGGCUGUUGUGGUCGCAGUCUCUCCAUGAGCAACAUGACCUUCAUCGAUCAGAGUGACUCCACCCACUUUAGGGGACUCCUUGAGGUGGUCUCUGGGUCAACACAACUGACCAACUGCCGGUUUCUCUGCAGUUCCACUGGAGUGGUUGUAACCCAUUGUCAUUUGGAUAUCCAAGACUGUGAAAUCUACGGAGCUCAGGCCCCAGGCCUCCAUGCAUUCCAAGGAUCCAAACUCCACGUGAAAGGCUGCUACAUCCAUGAUUGCGGCAAGGGCAGCGAGACGGUAAUGGCGGAGGAUAUGUGCGGAGUCCGUAUCGAUUCCCUACAACAGCUGGAACGAAAAGUUCCCAGAAGCAGUACAUCAGUGAACAUCCAAGGCUGUAAGAUUCAACGCAGCGCUGGACCGGGGCUUCUACUCAAGAUUUACUCUUUGGACAAACAAGAGGUGGCAAAGACUACUGACCUCAGUGACCUUUGCUCUCUGACCUGCCGUGACCUUCAGGUCACUGACAAUGAUUUCAGUGGAAAUGCCAUGGGUGUGGCUAUGAUAACAUACUAUAAAUUAAAAGAAUGGUGAUUACAAAACAAGACUAACAAUUAAAAAAGUAACUCGAAAAAAAAUACUCUGUAAUUGUUCCAAAUUUAUUGCAUUUUCUUGCAGUUAUUGAUAGCAUGUUUAGGAGCUCAUGAAUGAUAUAAAAUAUGUUCUUAAUAGAUUUAUAGCUUUAUUGUUCAGAGAAAUAAUGAUAAAUGUGGAACAACAGUUUGAUACAACCAUUUUGCCAGGCGAAAACAGUGAUUGAAUUUGCAGAUACUCACCCCCAUAAAAAGUGGAAAAAUAAUUCAUAAAAGGUGCAAAUAUUACUCACAAACAAUGUAAAGAGGAACAAACAAAUUUACGUAAAUAACAAGCAGUCUAACCCCCCGCCAGAGUUUAAGAAGCCAUUACUAGGAUGGUCUGACCAGACCAACAGGCAGGUGAUAUGCAUACGUCCUUCACACUUCAGGUGUACCUUUCCAAAAUGUACACUUCAAGGGGUAAAGGUGUGAACUAGCAUUCGAGUGAAUUUCACUGUAGGAAUGUCAUCUCCUUGGCAAAUUUACUGCUGCAUUUGAAGAUUUUGACAAGAAAUCAUGUACUUCGACAGAAAGUAGAUGCAGCAAUCUUGCUGCUUACUCAAAGUUGCUCAAAGGUGUGGCUUAAGCUAUCAGUUUAUAUUUACUGAAACCCCGCCGUUUUGUCAUGGCAUGUCUGGUUUGGGGUUUCAGGUUUCUGCAACGUUUCAAAUGUACACUUGCAUUCUAAAAAGGAAAACACAGACACACACUCAGAAAAAAACCAGAGCAACUCUUGCUGUAUGUUUGAAAGUAAAUUAAACUCGAGUCUUUUGGACGUGCACGGUAUAAGCUCUUUAUGAAGUACAUCUGUGUUGAUAGAAACGAAUGACUUUAUUUUGGUUGAAAUAUUUCGUUUGUCAGAUCGUUGAAAUUGUGAAAAACUUUCAAUAAAAACUCUCCAAAACUUGAACAUGUAUUAAUCUCCGAGUUGUCCUUGCUGCAUUGAUGAAAUUUAAGAAUGUAUGAAUACUUUUUAGUUGCACACGAUAACUUUUUUGGGAGGGGGAGGACACGAAUGUAAAUUUUGACUUCUCUGUGGAAAAUACAUAUCUUUCAAGUUUCACACAGGAUUCUGGAACUUAUAAUAACGAGCUUUGUUGCUGGAUACUUUUGACACUUAUGUAAUUCAUAAUCAUAUGAAUAAACCAAGGAUGAAUAUAUAUCAGAUAUAGGCUUAAUGGAUUUAACUAAAAAUAAAACUCGUGUGACAGUCAAAUCUAACUACGGUGCCGUAAGAAUGUAUUUAACAUUAUUUUUGCGUAUUAAAAACAAAACCAGUUUGCAUAAAUACAUGUGUUUCAAUACGUAUAAAAACCUCUUCACUUCGGAGACGUAUUAAUUAUCGCCUCACACACAAUAUAUAUAUUUUUUUCUCGAACAUACGUGAACUUGAAACUCGCGUACGUACUCGAUACUGUCACGUACAUGCACUUACGUGGUAGUUUUAGCGUCACGCACGGACGUGACAGUUUCACGUACGUGCCUGUCAGCUUCAUGUACGUAUGUGAUAGUUUCACCUACUUGCGAAAAA